AUGGGCACUGAUAGGCGGCACUGAUGGGCACUGAUAGGCAGCACUAAAGGGCACUGAUAGGAAGUACUAAUGAGGUGGCACGGAAUCAGGGGCGGACUGACAACUCAUGGGGCCCCCGGGCAAUAAGGGAUCAUGGGGCCCCUGUGUCCUUGCCCAAACUCAAAAAAUUCUAUGAAAAAGGUACCAGGGGCAUCUCAUGGGGCCCCCUACUGGCUCCGGGCCCUCGGGCAGUGCCCGAGUUUCCAAAUGGUCAGUCUGCCCCUG
Messenger RNA from Staurois parvus, 264 nucleotides. The record is from the annotation of a GenBank genome assembly. NCBI's taxonomy places the organism in Eukaryota, Metazoa, Chordata, Amphibia, Anura, Ranidae.